AUGGACAAGUCUGCCGCCAGGACCAUGGAGCUGAAGGAGAACACGACCAUCGUCGUGCUCGGCGCCUCGGGCGACCUGGCGAAGAAAAAGACCUACCCCGCGCUUUUCGGACUGUACCGAAACCAGUUCCUCCCCAAAGACGUUAGGAUCGUCGGGUACGCUCGCACCAAGAUGGACCACGAGGAGUACCUGCGGAGGAUCAAGUCGUACAUGAAAACGCCCACCAAGGAGAUUGAGCAGCAGCUGGAGAAGUUUUGCGGCCUGUGCUCGUACAUCUCGGGCCAGUACGACAAGGACGAAUCCUUCGAGAACCUGAACAGGCACCUGCAGGAGCUGGAGAAGGACCGGCCGGAGACGCAUCGCUUGUUCUACAUGGCGCUGCCGCCCAGCGUCUUCACCAUCGUCUCUCAACACCUGAAGAAGUGCUGCUACCCGACCAAGGGCAUCGCCCGCGUCAUCGUCGAGAAGCCGUUCGGCAAGGAUCUUGCCAGCUCCCGUGAGCUGCAAAAGUCUCUCGAGCCCGACUGGAGGGAGGAGGAGCUCUUCCGCAUCGACCAUUAUCUCGGCAAGGAAAUGGUCAAGAACAUCCUGAUACUCCGCUUCGGCAACUCCUUCCUGGGCGCCACCUGGAACAGGCACAACAUCGACAACGUGCAAAUCACCUUCAAGGAGCCCUUCGGCACCGAGGGCCGAGGAGGGUACUUUGACGAGUUCGGCAUCAUCCGAGACGUGAUGCAGAACCACCUGCUGCAGGUGCUCACCCUGCUCGCCAUGGAGCGACCCCUCUCGUUCGACUCGGAGGACAUCCGCGACGAAAAGGUCCGCGUUCUCCGCGCCAUUUCCCCCAUCGAGCCCAAGAACGUCAUCAUCGGCCAGUACGGCCGGUCCCUCGACGGCAGCAAACCGUCGUACAAGGAGGACGACACGGUGCCCAAGGACUCGAGGUGCCCUACCUUUUGCGCCCUCGUCGCCCACAUUAAGAACGAGCGCUGGGAUGGCGUCCCGUUCAUCAUGAAGGCCGGCAAGGCGCUCAACGAGCAGAAGACGGAGAUACGAAUCCAGUUCAAGGACGUCACCUCGGGCAUCUUCAAGGACAUCCCGCGCAACGAACUUGUCAUGCGCAUCCAGCCGAACGAGAGCGUCUACAUCAAGAUGAAUUCGAAGCUGCCCGGGCUCAGCAUGCAGACCGUCGUCACCGAGCUCGACCUCACCUACCGACGGCGCUUCUCCGACCUCAAGAUUCCGGAGGCGUACGAGUCCCUGGUGCUCGACUGCCUCAAGGGCGAUCACUCCAAUUUUGUGCGUGACGACGAGCUCGACGCAAGCUGGCGCAUAUUUACCCCCCUCCUCCACUACCUCGACGACAACAAGGAAAUCAUCCCCAUGGAGUACCCGUAUGGCUCCCGCGGCCCUGCCGUCCUGGACGACUUCACGGCCUCGUACGGUUACAAGUUCAGCGAUGCUGCUGGAUACCAGUGGCCGACCACGGUCGCCGCCUCUCCCCACAAGUUGUACGUUUUCGCCGCCGCCGCCGCAUGCGUGAAGAUGCCCCCAUCACGCCCGGGCAGUCGACUGCUCGUGCGUGCCUCUUGGCUGACCAUGACGCAGUUAAUAUCUACCGGUUGGAAGAAAGUAAGCUCCUUGUGGGCUGGCCAUGACUGGAGCGCUUCCCGCUCACCUGCAACUCGACACCUCUCGCCGCCGACCGACACCGACGCCGCACGCUCGCUGCUUGGCACAUCUCUGGAGAAGGCGCACGCCAUCUGCGACAAGGCGCCGUUUCAAUCUGCAUGCGACUCACCAACGCGCCUCGGCUGCCUGCGAAGGAUACGUGCGGGACUCCGCCAGGGGGCGGAUAUGCCUGGCGUCGUAGGCGAGCCGGACGGCCACAAGGGCACUCGCAGCGACCACGAUAGGGACUCCGCCGUCGACAGCUUUAAUGGCCCGCGCUCCGCCGAAGACCAGCGGACUGCUGCGCCCGAUAAGGGCAAGGCUCUCGCCGCCGACAAGGACCAUGAAGCCGUCGGCAGCGGAGAGGCCGUCGACGUGCCCGCCCUGCCGCCCUCCACCGAUGCAGCCUCGCACGAGGUCGAGCGGUCCGACGAAACGCGCUCGAGGAUGAAUGAUCUACCGGACGAGAUCAUCCACAUCACUCAAGGGUUUAUUCCGCUAUCGCUGUUGCUCUCGCGACUGGCCCAAGUGUCGCACAACACUCUCCAGGAAAAGAUUGUAGAGCUCUCCAAAAUGCCGCUACCGGGGGCCCUCGUCAACGGAAAUGCGGCCUACAGCUCGGCCGGAGCCGACGACAGCUCCAACGAGAAUCUCCGCAAGAAGGCGGCGAUAGCAAACCUUGCGCAGGACUUGCAUGGGAAGUGGCUCAAGGCGCUGGUCAUCGCAGAAUGGAGCCGAAAAUCCGGCAUGGUCAGCAAACUGAUAGAUCUGAAGUUCCACAUCGACCAACAAAGGAUGCUGUACGAUGCCGCGCUUGACAACAUCGCCAACGUCAAGCGCGACCUGACGUUUGCGCGGAUGCCGAGUCCUGACCUGAAGACGGCACUGCAAGUUCUCGCCACCGGCUCCGCGCCCUGGAUGCCCGAUCUCAGCUACAUCGAGCUACCUCCUUUGACGCCUGGCGAGCAGCUGAGAUGGAUGAACGAGCUGGAUACCCUGCUCUCGCUCCGAUUGAACAUCAACGACUACGACAGCAUACCGUAUCAUUUCCGAAACUACAAGGUUGGCCAAGGGCGCGUGACUUUCAUGGUCGAAGGCGAGUUCGAGGUCGACCUGACCAUCGCGGACGAGGAUUUCGACAAGCAGCUAUGGUUCAUCGACUUCCGAUAUGCCUUCACCCCCGCAGCCUCUUCCCUGUCCGACUCGCUGCGGGCAUACUUGGAAGUUUGCGUCAACGAAGCCCUGAGCAAGGACGGCUUGGCGGGUUGCUACCAGUUUCUGCACGAGUUUGUCCUGACGUGCAAGAUCAACGAGCUCAAACGUCAGGCUACGCAGUUGAGCAGAAGCUCCUGGAGCGGGACUCUGACGAUCGAGCCACUGAAUCGCGCCCUGGCCAUUCAGUACUGGACGCCCCGGGCAGCAGUUACGGGAACGAAAUCCUGGAUUCUGGUGACGGUCAACAGCGCCCGCACGUCUGGCGGAACGAGCGACCCUAAAUCGUCAAGCUUCAUCACCGCGAAAUGGUACCGCGACAACAAGGAGGUCACAGAGGUGGACAUUGAACUGGACAAGGAGCACCUUUCUGCCGAAGACCUCCUGACCAACGUCGUGGGCCGCCACGUUGGCUUCCUCCUGACCAGCAUACGCAGCAAGCUGAUGUCGGCCGCACGAUUCCAGAGUCGGGACUCUAGCAUGGAUCUUGGCGUUUCUCUGCGUGACCCGACCGCAUCGUACCUGUCAAUUCAAGUCGGAUACGGCGACAAGGUGACGCUGUUGGUGGAACCGACGACUGGUGCAUUCGUGCUGAAGCCUCACUCCAAGUUCGCCAUCCAAUACGAGCACCAGCUGAACGCGGUCAAGAAUCCGGCCGAGGAGGGAGGGGCCUGUCUGGAAAAGGUGCGGUGCGCGAUGAUGGAGAAUGAGCUCAACAGGCAGGCCAAUUCCAUGGGAUGGCACCUGCAAAAGUCACCCUUGACCCUUGAUCAGAUGAAGUCGGUGACGGAGCUCUGCGAAUGGUCCCGCGCCGUCUGGCUCCAGAAAGACGGCUGGGGCGCGAGCUGGUUUGUGGCCAUCUUCCUCGGCGUUGGCGGAGACGAAUGGUGGCUUCUCGAAGCGUCAGUCCAACUCCCCGUGCAGGCAACCCCAUCCGCCGGUGCUAACGAGCCUCAAAGGAACCGCAACGAUACGAGGCGCGUCAUCAGUUUCAAGCAACAGCUGCCGCUCAGCAUGGGAUACCCCGACCUAUCAGAGGGCUUCUGGAACAGCCUGGCCCUGUUCGGGACGGGCCUCAUCUCGCAGUCGGUGGACCUGCGCGAGCUGAAUCGACAAGGAAUCAAAAGCAAACCGGGCGGCAGCGUCGACUUGUUGCUUCCACAGCAAGUGCGGAACCCUUCGAUCGAAAUCUCGCUGUCCGCCUUGUUCCCCGCCAUGGUUGCUGGCGGUUCUAGGAGAAAGUCAGGCCGGACUCGGGCUUCGUCCGAGAGCGACUCCGUCGGCGCCGAUAACGCGGAGCUGUUCUCGCUCAUGCGAAAGUACACCGGCGCAGCCGUGGCGCCGAGACAAUCGUGGGCAGAUGACGCCGUAUCCAUCCACUUCAAGGGGAUCCGGACCCGCGCCAAGGGUGGCGAAGAACCCGAGGAAGAUGAUGGCUCGGCGGCCAAGGGGAUCAGGCUCACUUGCAUCUCGGACGCCAUCAUCAGGGUGCAACGACCUGCCAAGUUCGAGAUCCUGAAGGACACGGUAGACCACGAUGUCUCGUACAAUCCUCGCAAAGGCGAGUUCUCGCUUCGAAUUCGGCGAGGGGUGGACGAGCCCAUUCUGGAAGCGCUCAAGUCCCGGAUCAAGGCCAUCGAUCGGUUUGUCAGCUCGUUCGAGGCCUUGCAGAACGCAGGCGGCGCCAUCAGGCGGGUGACCGUCACACUGCGCAUGGUGGCGUUCACCUACGGCGAGCCGGCGCCUCAGGAGACAGGACGGCAGGAGGACGAGUCGAGCCGGCAGACGGACGCACAGCUGCCGUCCAAGCGGUGGCUAAUGGUGCUUGACCUGUCGAUGGACGACAUCGGCAUCGAGCUCGAGGCGGGCAACCCCCACCUUCGAGUCGUCGACUUGAUGCGGAGCCUGGUUAACGGCGAAGGAGGCAUCGGCGCACUCAUGGCAUGGCUGCCGGCGUCUCUCCCUACUCUGACGGCGAUAGAGGAGAUGCAGUCGAAGUGGGAGGACGAGCCGUGGGGCAAGCGGGCGCAGAUGGAGUUCUCGAUGAAGACGAUGGCUUGGAUAAGCAUCACCUACACCAUGACGUCGUCGUCAGGAGGCACCGAGGAGAAGAAGCGCGUCGCACUCGACGUACGGCUGCAGCCAAGACAGGAGGAGGCCUGGUGGCACAUCUCGCGCUCGGAUGCGGGUGCCGCAACCGAUGAUGAGUUCACCAAGGCGCUGAAGCCCAUCUGGAAUGGAAACGGAGACGGCUGGCUGGGCCUCCUAACCGGUGCAGCGGGUAAGCCUCGUGGCGGCAUGGUGAACAUGCUCCGCGCCGUCAACGAGGCCAUCGGCGUCGCCGUCCGAGGCAACGAGCAGGAUGGAAAAGAUGGGCAAGGCGAGGGCAAGCCAUAG
Drechmeria coniospora is the source of this 5280-nucleotide messenger RNA. RefSeq names its product Mediator of RNA polymerase II transcription subunit 14. The record is from RefSeq and is a predicted model, not a curated record. Gene Ontology annotation, molecular function: transcription coregulator activity; glucose-6-phosphate dehydrogenase activity; NADP binding. Gene Ontology annotation, cellular component: cytosol; mediator complex. Lineage: Eukaryota; Fungi; Ascomycota; Sordariomycetes; Hypocreales; Ophiocordycipitaceae. The transcript is spliced from 9 exons. Gene Ontology annotation, biological process: pentose-phosphate shunt, oxidative branch; glucose metabolic process; regulation of transcription by RNA polymerase II. The coding region runs from base 1 to 5280 and encodes 1759 amino acids.